GUCUCAAAAUUUUGACAUAACAAUUGAUUGUAUUUUUUUUUGCAAAAUUGAUUGAUAUAAUAUUUCCGAAAAUGUUCUCUUUCAAAUUUAAAAUGUGUAGAAGUUCCAGAUUUCCGAACCCAUUCCAAUUUUUGGCUGCGUCGCUUAGAAGAGAUCAAAGCGCUUUGAAAAAAGCCUGUCAUUUUCCCUUGUUAGAUUUAUGUAAUAUGUAUGGAGCAUUUGUUGGACUGUUGGGCAUGGGAGUGUGUUUGUACGAUAUGUUGAAGAUAGUGCAAGGCGGUCGAACGUUACCUUGCUCGUUCUAUCGUGGGAAGAUCGAUCUCCACAUCAAAUGCCUAACGCCCGAACACGAAAGAGAUUGUAAAUUAAUUAACUUGGUUCUGUCUUUUCAAUCUUACGCUCUACUGGUCGCUGGCUCUACAAUGAGAAAUCCGUACUUAUUUUUGCCAUGGCUGGCAUUAUACGCUCUUGUAAUCGCCGGAGAUAUGACAGUGGUUACCAUACAACUGUUUAAGGAAGGGAUCGACUUUGAGAAGCGAUUCUUGAUCUCGUCCAUUGUAUUGAUUUACAAUUGGCUGGCCAUUUUUUGUAUGUUUGUCCAUAUGAAUGUCGGAAGAUGA
Messenger RNA from Photinus pyralis (common eastern firefly), 620 nucleotides. RefSeq lists its product as uncharacterized. Bases 72 to 620 code for a protein of 182 amino acids. The transcript is spliced from 3 exons. The record is from RefSeq and is a predicted model, not a curated record. Lineage: Eukaryota; Metazoa; Arthropoda; Insecta; Coleoptera; Lampyridae.